AUGAAGCGGCCUGCCUUCCAAGAUUUGAAGUUCGACCAGUUUGUUGCUCCGACUCUAGGACUGGGACUACAAAAUCAGACCAACGCAACUGUGACGGGUGCUUCAUCAUCACAUGAACGUUCUUGUGUAGCCACUUCCGAUUCCGCAGCGCGCUCGCCGCCGAAGCAGUAUGUUCGUGUUGAGAAUAGGAUAAGGCGACGAGAAGGGGAGGACACAAAGGUACACAAGUAUCGUCGCAUAGACCAUGCCACCUUUGACUCAAUCCAGCAGGAGAUUCACAUGUACCUAGAUUCCGUCGCCACCCGCAGUGAGAAUUUUAACGGUGGUGGAGUGUCUGCGGUGGACAUGGCUGUCUACGAGACUUUUAACAUUUUGCGCUCCUGUUGGUACUCACGUGGUAAUCUGCAAGACCUUUUUGAGCCGGUGCGAAACAUCUCGAUGCUUACCCUGGAACUCCUCCUUACCUAUGGUCGGCACAAGCUGACAGAUGAUGGACAGUACGCCGUGCCGCGUGGUGGGGGGGAUGAAUUGCCCUGGAUGGGGUGCAUUUUAUCUGUAUUGGCAUCCUAUAUAAGUUGCAGGGCAAACGGCGCUAUGACUCAACGGCAGAUGUCGCUGCCCGCUAAUACUCAUCAUCGCGGUGCUGUGUACUUGCCUCCACGGCACGCAAUGCGCACGACAUAUAAUAGUUGUGUAUCAGGCGUAAAUGCAUGCGGUAGCACUCUGCAACACUCCAGCUCUCCUUUAGAAAAUGAAGAAGAAUGGGGAGGGGGGGUGAAGGCGCAGAGGGAGGUGAAGGAAGGUCACGCGAACACGUCUAACUUGCCUUUGUCCUCGGCCUCGAAUCCACAGUCGUCGCGCUUGUCUUCGGCCGGAGUUUCACGGCUUCUGUUGCUAAACUGUCACAACUUUGGUUGGCUGGACAGCCCUGGGAGCGAGGAUUAUGAGUCUAGCAGUUGCUUUCUGCGAAAAGUGGACUCCGUUUUGAAUAAAAUGAUGAGGCCUUUGCCCCAAACGAGGCCUAGACAACAGUUUAACGACGCCUACACAAAUUGUCUAACGUCCUCAGCGUUGAGGAGUCCGUGUUGCACCACUGUCCUACUUAGUGACACCAUCCUGAUGGAUGGUGGUGUGCCGUCGCUUACCGUGACAAGACAUUGUAAAGUAUUUAGUGCCCACGAGCAAUACGGUCAAGGGAUAGCCUGCCUGGUGUCAGCUAUGCGCGACCAAGGCGACAGCCCCUUAAGUGUUAACCAUGCCACAGCUGACGCAUUCCCCAUAGUCACACCGGACCCCAGAGGCGGUUACUCUAUUUGCUCCCCUUUGACAUCACCUCAAGUCAUUACAAGUGACGCGCACCCGAUCGAUAUUAGUCUGGCACAAAGUAACGAAGAGGCCGUGCUACACACAAUGGUUGAUUGUGCGCAGGAUACGCCCACCCACAAGCGGCGUCUCUAUUAUAAUACCAACCCGAGUCCACCUCAGAUUGCCAUGGUGCCCCCGCUACGAGUUGAAUCGCUGCCCUCUGCCUCGUCAACUUCCCUGUCCACUGUCAGCACAAGCUCAUCCUCUGCUGCCGGACACAUGCAUAACGAUUACCUAAACCUGCGUGUAAAUCUACCGUGGUCGCCCGUCAGCUGCGGUCACCGCAACGGUCCGGGCAUUGUGGCACAGGCUGUCCUGCUAGCCCCUGUUGGACCCCUUAUAGUCCAUAUACAGCUAGAGCACGCGCACUAUGACGUCUCCAAGACACAGCAAGCCCUUCCGCUGGUGCAACCACUCACAGGCCUCUCUUCAGGCGCAGCGAAUCAUAACGACUAUGGGUCGAGUCCCUUUAUACCCACGGAAGCGACAGAGGAGCCGGAGCUCCAGGACCUGGCAGAGUGGUUACUGUACCUCUUCCAGUCCCCUCAGCCACUGCUGAUUGUUGAGUGGCACAUCGACAGGCAACGGCGUGAAAUCGCGAAUAAAGAUGUGGCAACACCAGAACCGCCGUCCGCCGUGCUCCAGCUUCUGGAGGCCUAUGCUAACCACAUGUCGUCAUCGGCCUUGCCAUUUGGCCAUGCUGACCUACGUGACGCUGUCCAUGCGACAUGUCGCAGCAUCAAGCCCUGUGGUGCGGCCACUAAGUUUGAUGGGAAGGACCGUCCACUCAUAUUUGUGAGAGAGCUGAAGGCUGUCGUAGAGAUGGAGCAUUGCAUUGAUGAGAAGGCACUGGUGACGUCACUGCAGUACUGCUUGACGUGUGCCCCGGCAGCGUUGUAA
Messenger RNA from Phytomonas sp. EM1, 2265 nucleotides. The record is from the annotation of a GenBank genome assembly. Lineage: Eukaryota; Euglenozoa; Kinetoplastea; Trypanosomatida; Trypanosomatidae.